GGUGGUGAAGGAACGCAGAAGCAUGAAUAAACAGUCUGGCAGCGAAAGAUUCACGCCAAGGAAAAAUCUCUCCAGCUCUUCUGCUUUAAACCAGAGCAGCUUCAAUAGCCAUGGCAGUGAUACGUUGAUGGUAUCCACUGUAUUGGAUGAAUCUUCGAUUCAAGAGCAGACAAAAGUUGAUCAUUUCUGGGGUCUUGAUGAUGAAAGCGACCCUAAAGGUAGUGGUACUACACUGCUGCAAGGACAUGGCGAUAUAGCAACAUCAGAAAUGCAGACCACAGUGAUUAAUGGCUACACUUGCAAUGAGUGCAGCAUGCUUUCUGAACGGAAGGAGGUUCUUACCGCACACUCAGCUUCUCGUGUGCCAUCUUCAAGAAUUUACUCUAGGGAUAGGAGCCAGAAACAUACAUCUAGAGGAACCUAUUUCUACAUGAGUAAGAUUCUUCGAUUGGUCAAACAUGUUGCAGCAUCUUUUGCAUCACUGUUAGUGCAACUAUUUCAAAUGGUUUUGCUGAAGCUGGGUUAUGAAUUCAGAGCUCACUCGGACUACUGUGGAAGCAUGAAUGUGAAGGGGUCUUACAGAGAAGAUAGACAUCUUGGUGUAACUCAGGAAUCAAUAUGGAGGGCAGCUUCUGGCAUGUUCACCCUGCUUAGAACCGUGUGGCAUCAACUUGCUACUCUCAUGUCUUUGCUCAAGGUGUUCCUUCUUGGAAG
Molecule: messenger RNA, 714 nt
Organism: Nestor notabilis (Kea)
Lineage: Eukaryota; Metazoa; Chordata; Aves; Psittaciformes; Psittacidae
Product: SUN domain-containing protein 1-like
Exons: 6
Source: RefSeq, a predicted model, not a curated record